Messenger RNA from Sander lucioperca (pikeperch), 933 nucleotides. It is a transcript of the gene il12a, whose product is annotated as interleukin 12a. The annotation marks the transcript as partial. Gene Ontology annotation, molecular function: growth factor activity; interleukin-12 receptor binding. The record is from RefSeq and is a predicted model, not a curated record. Gene Ontology annotation, biological process: immune response. Lineage: Eukaryota; Metazoa; Chordata; Actinopteri; Perciformes; Percidae. Gene Ontology annotation, cellular component: extracellular region. The transcript is spliced from 6 exons.
UGGUUAUUAUUCUCUUGCCAUGCAGUCACCGCCGGCUGUGUGCUGAUGCUGACCACCCUAAGCUGCACAUCCACAGGACUCCCGGUGCGCACUGUGAGCACAGAAAAGUGCGGAGACUUCAAGAACCUCCUUGGCAAUCUCAGAGAGCUUCUCAGGCUCCGCAGUGAUGUUUUGUGUCAUGGCAUCGCCUCUGAUACAAUGGAGGUUAGAACUACAUCUGACACAGUGCUGGCCUGCGCACCCAUUCUGACUCAGAACUCAAGCUGUAUGAUGCAAAGAAAUUCAUCCUUCAAUGAGAGUAAAUGUCUGACGAAUAUCAUGAAGGACUUGGCCCACUAUGAUGCUGCUAUUAAGUCCUACAUCAACUCCUCACUCAGAAGUCCUGAGGAAGAAGUUGCACUGAGACCAACUCUGGGAAUAAUACAGAGCCUGAUGAAGAACUGCUUCCUGAUGCCGAAUGGAGUGAACAACUCUUCAGAGGAGGAUGCUGCCCAGAUGUGGGGAUAUGACACCUUCAGUAACAGGCAGAAGAUGUGCAAGAAGAUGAGGGGCUUCCACGUGCGAACCAUCACCAUCAACCGAGCUAUGGGCUACAUCUCCUCAGGAGAACACAGGAAGUAAACAUCCUGCAAUCUCCUCAUCACCACCAUCAUCAUUCCACUAAUGCCACACUAUCUCUACUAUUUACCUAACCAAGCCAUCCUGAUCAUUCACUACCAUCAUUUGCAACUACUAACCAAGUAGUGCUUUACACUGCACAGCCUGCACAGCCGUGUUCAUGAUUACUGUGCAGGCAUAAGCUAGCUGGCCAGACUAAAGCCUCUUCACUCAGUGACAGCUGUUGGCCCAUUUAAAAGUAUUCCAAUAUUUGGGGGAAUAUAUCUACAGUAUUUAUUUGAGAUCUAUUUAUUACAUGUAUUUAUGUAUUUAUUU